This is a messenger RNA of Symbiodinium natans, 246 nucleotides long. The record is from the annotation of a GenBank genome assembly. NCBI's taxonomy places the organism in Eukaryota, Dinophyceae, Suessiales, Symbiodiniaceae.
AUGUGGUCCGUAAAGGACCUCGCACGGACCACGACGCGUGGCAGUCUGCGGGGCAAGUCGACGAAAAGUCGCGAUCGAAAAGUCUGGAAGGCCCCACAGCGCCUGUGGGAUGAUGAGAAGUGGAUUGUGCGGAAGGAAUUUACCAGGGUUCGCAGUGUUGAUGCCAUUCCGAAGAGCGAGGAUGUGUACCGGUUAACCGCCGAGAUGAAGAAGUACCUGACAUGGUGCAACACCUGCGAAGCAUAG